Molecule: messenger RNA, 450 nt
Organism: Lactuca saligna
Lineage: Eukaryota; Viridiplantae; Streptophyta; Magnoliopsida; Asterales; Asteraceae
Source: the annotation of a GenBank genome assembly
AUGAUGGUGAUGGUUGAAGGGAGACAUAGGAAGCAAGAAGCUUUGGACAUGUUGAACAAUUCUUACCACAAAGCAAAAGGAUUGACUUUGUUGAGACAAGCAGUAGAUGAAGAUCAUCUUGAGGCAAUUUAUUUGCUUGGAAUGAUCUACAUUUCAAGAGGGCCUCAUCAAUGUGAUGAAGUUCCAGAUGAUGGGGAGUAUACGAGUGUUGUUGAUAGUGUCAAAGAGUUGUUGCGGGCUAUUGAUGUUGUUCAUAGACUUACAACAAAUAACAUCACAUUCCAAUGUGAAUACCCCCAUCAUUCUGUUAAAUGUGCAUUUGCAAUAGGCCAUGAAAAGGAUGAGGAUCGACAAAAAUAUUGCAUGGUUUGUCGUUGGUAUGUAGAGUAUGAACUUUUACUCGGUGGCUACUACAACUCAGGUACUCAAGGGGUCGCAGGGCUUCGCUGA